UUUUAGUAGUUAGUCUGCGGAUUGCAGCGAAUUCGCUCAUUUGAAAAAAAUAAAACAUGGCUGGAAGAGGUGGUUAUGAACACGCUAGAGGUGGAUUCGGGGGCGAACGGCAUGUGAAGCAGAUGCCCACGGAACCGCCCUUUAUUGCCUAUGUAGGCAACUUGCCGCAAGGUCUUGUUCAAGGCGAUGUCAUCAAAAUAUUCCAAGACUUUGAAGUUAAGAAUGUGCGAUUGGUUAAGGACCGAGAAACGGAUCAAUUCAAAGGCUUCUGCUAUGUAGAGUUCGAGACGUUGGACAAUCUGGAACGUGCAUUGGAGUGUGAUGGUCGCAUUAAGUUGGACGACCUUUCAGCACCGCUGCGAAUAGAUAUUGCUGAUCGGAGGAAAAAUGAUCGCCCCGGCGGCGGUAUUGGCGGUGGGGGUAAUGGUGGGGGCAUGACUCGCGAUGGUGGCCGUGAUGGCUUCCAAAAGCGUGGUCCUCCGCGUCAAGGUGGCAUCAGUCAAUCAUAUAGCCGCGGCGGUCCUGGUAACGGCGGCGGUGUUCGCGAAGCCGGUGGCGGCUCUGGUAAUCGCGGCGAUAGUAGAGGUUCGUACAAUGAUAGUUAUGGUGGUCACAAUGAUAGAAGUCGUGGCGGCGCCGUCUCCGGCAUGAAUAGAGGAUACAAUGAUCGUCCCGCGAAUCGCGGACGUUAUGGUAACUUUAAUAAUGAUGAUCGAUUCGAUCGGAAUCAAGAACGUGACAAUCGUGGACAACGAGAGGGCAGCUAUGGCAAUCAGUCGCGCGAUGGAGAUCGUUACAACAAUUUCAGUCGGCAUCGUGACCGUGAGCGCACUCACUACAAUCCCAACCAGCAUAAUGAACGCCCAACGGCCGUGGGAAUUGGCGCCAUCGAUGAUACGGAACGACCACGACUGCAGUUGAAGCCUAGAACUAUUGCGGCGCCUAUUAAUGCGGUGGCUGAAACCAAACAAUCGGCAUCCAUUUUUGGAAAUGCCAAGCCACGUGAAGAGAAGAUUAAGGAGCCAGAACCUAAUGAAGAACUCAACGGCGAUAAUUAGGUGUUUCUUUCUUACUCUCUCACUCUCUCUCUAUCUAUCUCUCUCUCUCUCUCUCCCACUCGGUUUGGAUGGAUGAAUGGACUGGUGUGUUGGUCAUGUGUGUGUAUGCCUAAAAUAAUGAUAUUUCGAUAUUUUCUUGUGGCGGAGCAGAAGGAGAGCGGUAGGCAUAUAUAUACAAGCAUAUUUCAAUGGAGUUUGAGAGAAAUGCGGCGCAGUGAAAGCAAAUAACAAAACAUAAACAAAAUUAAUAACUACGCUAUGUACUAUGCAUACAUAACAGAAACACACACACACACACAAACUUAUACAUAUAUACAAGGCUUGGCUGUCCUCUGUUAGCCAAUGCAAACGGAAUCAACUUAACAAAUAACAAGAACGACACAAAUAAUCUUUCGUAGACGCAGCUCUACAACAACAUCAAUAAUAACAACAACAAUAACUACAACACAACAACAACAACACAGCAGCAACAACAAUGAAAAGUCUUUAAAUGUUAGUGUAUAAGCAGAGGUAAAGUUAGCACCGUGCAUAUACAAUUGAUUACAAUUAUACGUAAUCUAUAUGUAUAUGCACGUUGCUUCUAAGUUAAGUAAUCAACCAACCACAAAAAAGUACUACCAAUUAAGCAAAAAAAACUAAAAAACAAAGCAAAAACAUGUUUAAAAAGGUAAAAAAAAAACAACAAACGACUUAAAUUUGACAAGCGUUUAGCGUAGCAGGCAAGCAUACAGUUUAUACAAUUCAUAUACUAGCUAAAAAA
Messenger RNA from Drosophila busckii, 1818 nucleotides. It is a transcript of the gene eIF4H1, whose product is annotated as eukaryotic translation initiation factor 4H. The record is from RefSeq and is a predicted model, not a curated record. The coding region runs from base 57 to 1058 and encodes 333 amino acids. The transcript is spliced from 5 exons. Gene Ontology annotation, molecular function: RNA binding. NCBI's taxonomy places the organism in Eukaryota, Metazoa, Arthropoda, Insecta, Diptera, Drosophilidae.